Messenger RNA from Gracilinanus agilis (Agile Gracile Mouse Opossum), 1713 nucleotides. RefSeq names its product ethylmalonyl-CoA decarboxylase 1 (gene ECHDC1). The coding region runs from base 216 to 1166 and encodes 316 amino acids. The transcript is spliced from 6 exons. The record is from RefSeq and is a predicted model, not a curated record. Gene Ontology annotation, molecular function: enoyl-CoA hydratase activity. Gene Ontology annotation, cellular component: cytosol. Gene Ontology annotation, biological process: fatty acid beta-oxidation. Lineage: Eukaryota; Metazoa; Chordata; Mammalia; Didelphimorphia; Didelphidae.
UGGGCUCUAGUGACUGGUGGCUUUGCCAGGAGGCGGCUGCGGCUAAAGGAUCAGACCUGCGGAGAGAUAACGUGUGUCCGUCGGUUCGUACGUCCUUCCGUGUGCGGAGAGUGCUCUCAGGCAGGAGCGUGCUCUCUUCUGGGCUACAGAUAGACUGGGCAUCCGCGGCUACAAGGGAAAAGCAACCCGUUCUACUGCCUGCGCAACAAGAGAGCAUGCAGCCUGACCACCUACAGGGAGAGAAUCCUUCUACUUCCUUAGACAUGGCUUCUCUUUUGAAGACUUCAUCUCUUUCUCUAAGGAAAAAACUACUACACCAAACUGGCUUUCCACUGUACAACAGUUCUCAUGGUUUCCAUGAGGAAAAUGUCAAACAGAAACUUCAGCAGUUUGCUGGUGGAUCCAUUGACCUUCAGAAGGAAGACUGUGGCAUUGGCAUUCUCACUCUUAACAACCCAGAUAAAAGGAAUGCAUUCUCAGGAGUUAUGAUGCUACAGCUUCUAGAAAGAGUGAUUGAACUUGAAAACUGGAAAGAAGGGAAAGGCCUGAUUGUCCGUGGGGCAAAAAACACUUUCUGCUCAGGAUCUGACUUGAAUGCUGUGAAAGCUCUGGCAACCCCACAGGAUGGAGUGGAAUUGUGCAUGUUUAUGCAAAACACCUUAACAAGAUUUAUGAGGCUGCCUUUAAUAAGUGUUGCUUUGGUUCAAGGAAGAGCAAUGGGUGGAGGAGCAGAAUUUACCACAGCAUGUGAUUUCAGGCUCAUGACUCCAUCAAGUGAAAUCAGAUUUGUCCAUAAAGAAAUGGGCAUAAUACCAAGUUGGGGUGGGGCUGCCCGACUGACUGAAAUCAUUGGCAGUAGACAAGCCCUCAAAGUGCUAAGUGGAGCUCUCAAACUGGAUCCUACAAUAGCCCUGGAAAUAGGAAUAGCUGAUGAGAUAUUACAGUCUUCUGAUGAAGGUCAGUCUCUAGAAGAGGCCCGAAAAUGGUUACAACAAUUUAUCAGUGGUCCAUCAGAAGUAAUUAGAGCUUUGAAGACUGUGGUUUCAUCAGGAAAAGAACUUGCUUUAGAAGAGGCAUUAGAGACUGAAAGAGAUGUUUUGAGCACACUUUGGGGUGGACCUGCUAAUUUAGAGGCUAUUGCCAAAAGGAAAAAAUUUUACAAGUAGUUUGUAAAGAACAUGAUAAUUGCAAAUAUUUUCCACUAAAAAAAUGUUUAAAUGUCAAAAAACAUUAAAUAUAAGCAUUUUAGUAACUUUUCCAUACAGGGCAAAAAAAUAUCACAUAUUACAUUAAAUCUAUGAUUAAAAGUAUAUUUUAAAUCAGGAAUUAGAUUGUUUUCUGAGUUUUUAUCAAAUUGUUUUAUUUUUCAUUUAAUAAUAACUAAGAUCAGAAGAUAUCUACCAAUGUCAUAGACCCUCUCAGUGUAAUACACUUCUUUCUUCUUAGAAGAAAGGCAGGGUGCCUAUAGGUGCCAAAUAUUAUAUCUAUAGGCUGGGAAAUGAGAUUGUUACAUUUUGCUUUUUGUUACAAAGGAUAUAGUUAAAUGAGAGAGGGAAAAUUGGGAAAUGACUGGUGUAAAAAGAAACAAGGGGCACUGAAAAAGCUUUUUAAAACUCUGUACAAAAAAAGCAGCAGCAUGGUAUAGCAGAUAAAAAACUGGAUUUGGAGUUAGAAUUAAAAUCUUACAAUAAAAACUACCUGUAACUUGUGUAA